Messenger RNA from Knipowitschia caucasica, 246 nucleotides. The record is from the annotation of a GenBank genome assembly. NCBI's taxonomy places the organism in Eukaryota, Metazoa, Chordata, Actinopteri, Gobiiformes, Gobiidae.
AUGGGGAGUGAGACUGCAGCUCUCAUACUGCAGCUGUCAGACCGCAGCUCUCAUACUGCAGCUCUCAGACUGCAGCUCUCAGACUGCAGCUCUCAGACUGCAGCUCUCAGACUGCAGCUCUCAGACUGCAGCUCUCAGACUGCAGCUCUCAUACUGCAGCUCUCAGACUGCAGCUCUCAGACUGCAACUCCACCGCAGUGCUCCGGGCGCAGGCUUUCUCCUUGCAAGACGUGUUUUAUUCGCUAG